GGCAGUGCCAACCUGAAUGAAGCGCUUCAUCAUGGGAAAGGUGGACUUUAUUUGAUAGGAUCACGUGGAUGGCCAUGUACAUGUGCACCGUUUACCUGGAGGAAGUGAUGGCACCAGGAUGCACUGUGGGAAGACGAUAAGCUGGUGGCGAGAGUGUGAUGCUCUGGGCAAUGUUCUGCUGGGAAACCCUGGGUCCGGCCAUUCAUAUGGAUGUCAAUUUGACACGUGCUACCUAAACUGACCAGAUAUCGUUGUAACAUGGACCAAAACUUUUUGCCAACUAAAAUGAAGAGUCCACAAAAGCAACUGUAACCCAUGGCAGGGUGUCUGUCAGAAUGGCACAUUGGUGUACAUAGGCCCUCUCAAGCCUAGACUGUAGGCCAGACUACUGUUGAACACUUUAAUAGCCACCAUUGCUGUGCCCCGUGAGCUAGCAUUUCAUAUGUCGCGGAUCAGGACCACGCUGGACAGCGUUACCAAAGCGGUCGGCGGUACAGACCUCAUCUCCAAGAUCUCUCGCCUCAAGCCUGGCAGUUCUGUAGUUGGUGCUGCCCAUGUGGACAAAAUUCUGGUCAAAGCAGAGCCCCCAGCCUCCAGUGACACGGCUGCUGCCAUGCCUGCUGCGGAAAGCAACACGGCCACUAAACCAACAGAGCAAAACCAGAACAAAGCAGCUGAGGAAGAGCCAGACAAAAAACUGCAUCCGGAUGCAGAGAAGCCUUUUGUUGCCAACAAAAUAUCCAAGUCCAAUUUAGCAUCUAUGGCUAGUGAGUCUGCAGCAACUUCUUCCUCCACUGUGGCCAAACAGACUCUGCAGCUGUUCCACCCUGCAGCCCUCUCAACCAACAUGGAUGAGACCUACAACACACUGGCUCAGCAUGUCAACAGCUACUUUGGCACCGACACACACACACAGGGGGAAGAUGGCAGCAGCAGCCAGUGGCAGCAGCACCAGCAGGAGGAUGAGAAAAUCCCUGUUGAUGAGCCUAUCCUCAACCAGGGUCCUCAGAACACCGGAGAGCACCAUCUUCAUCUGACACCUGUGGCAGAGGCCAAAUCUGUGGAACCAGCAGCUGCCUCUCCUCUCCCUCUGCCUGCCAUGGAGAAAGUCAGCCCUCCGGUUGGAAUACCCUCCCCAGAUUCCACCACAAUCGAAGGUGUGGCUUCUUCUGCCCCCCCACCCUCUGCUUCUUCUAAGAAAGGCUUCACUCACUAUCUGUCCUACCCUCGGCCCAGAGUUCAGGCAUUUGUGGGCAGCUACAUCGUACCGCUGGUCCCCAAGUUCAGGGGGGACUCCAAAAACAUCACCAAUGAAAAAGACAAGUCCUCACCAUCUUCCCUGGAAGAGGUCACCAUGGCCAAGACAGGGGAAGUGGUGGAGAGCGAGGAGGAGAAGGCAGAGGAUAAGGCCAAGAAACUGCUGCUGACUCAAAGGGAGAAGAUCAUUGCCAGGGUGAGUGUGGACAACAGGACUAGAGCUCUGGUGAAAGGCCUGCAGAGGGUCAUCGACAUCAGGCUCCUCACCAGUCGAGUGGAGGAGCUCAGCUACCAUCUCCUGGAGUUUCCUGAGACACGAGGUGUAGCCAUCAAGGAGAGAGUGCUACCCUGCCUGCUGCGUCUGCGCCAGGCCAGAAAUCCUCCUCUCCAGGCUGCCGUCAGAGAGGCGUUGGCCCUGGUGGGUUACAAUGACCCAGUCAAAGGCAGAGGAAUUAGGGUCCUGGCCAUCGACGGAGGGGGAACAAGGGGACUGGUGGCCCUGCAAACUCUCCAUAAACUGCAAAACCUGACCGGAAAACCUAUACACCAGCUGUUUGAUUAUAUCUGUGGUGUCAGUACAGGUGCCAUCCUGGCGUUCAUGCUGGGGGUGUUCCAGAUCCCCCUGGAAGAAUGUGAGGACAUGUACAGGAAACUGGGCUCAGACGUCUUCAAGCAGAAUGUCAUCGUGGGAACAGUCAAGAUGGGCUGGAGCCAUGCCUUCUAUGACAGUGAAGUCUGGGAGAAUAUCCUCAAGGAAAGGAUGGGCGAGGGGCUUAUGGUGGAAAGUGCCAGAGAUCCAAACUGCCCUAAAGUGUCGGCAGUGAGCACUGUUGUGAACAGGGGUCUGCCCCUGAAGGCUUAUGUGUUCAGAAACUACAGGCUGAUGCCGGGGGUGAGGUCCCACUACCCGGGCGACUGCAAACACAAGUUGUGGCAGGCCAUCCGGGCCUCCUCUGCUGCCCCAGGCUACUUCCAGGAGUUUGUCCUGGGCAAAGACCUCCACCAGGAUGGAGGUCUUCUGAUAAACAACCCCACAGCGUUGGCCAUCCAUGAGUGCAAAUGCCUGUGGCCCAACACGCCAGUGCAGUGCGUGGUGUCUCUCGGCACAGGGCGCUUUGAGACGGGGGGGAAGAACAGCACUACCUACACCAGCCUCAAGACCAAGCUCACCAACGUCAUCAGCAGCGCCACCGACACCGAGGAGGUGCACACCAUGCUGGAUGCUUUGCUGCCUCCCGACACCUACUUCCGCUUCAACCCCUGCAUGAGCGAGGACAUCCCGUUGGAUGAGAGCCGCCGUGAGCGGCUAAACUUCCUCAAGAGCGAGGGUGAACGUUACCUGGAGCGCAACGAGGCCAAGCUGCGGAAGGCAGCCAGCAUGCUGGGCCAGGAGAAGAGCGUCAUUCAGAGGCUGGCUGAGUGGGCCAAACUCAAGGCAAACAUGGAGAUGCUCCAGUUGCAAUUUGACAUCAAAAUGACAAAUCCCAUCCAUCACUUUUUUGAUCAGCAACCACCCCAAAAUGCAGGACUUUUGAAGACACCAAUAGCUGUCACUGGAUUCCCAGAAGAUGGCGCAGGGAGGGUAAAUAAAACAAGGUGAGCUGAGUUAGAAUUUGUAUAGUAUUGGGCAGACAUUGUCUCCUUGACAAAAUAAUGGAGACAUUGUUCCAUACUUCACGAAAAGAAAUUAACAAGUUUGAGAUGAGGAAGCAUUUAUGCAAGUUCAUAAAUGUAGAUUUAAAAAUAUAAAUGAAAAAUAUGAAUGGUGGAUUUGUUAUUGCGGCAUACUAGGAGAGGUACUUGUGGCAGUGACAUGCCAGUUUUCACAGAAACUGAUGUUGUGAUAACCUCUAAUUUCGUAAAUAGAUGCCAUACGACUGGUAUUUCAUUCCCAUUAACAUAGUACAUGCAUUGAAGUGCAUAGUCACACAGUGGGAACGUCAACAUAAAUGCCUAUGUCUAAUGUUUUACUGACAAAAAACUGAAUGCACUUUUAAUGAUAAUUGUGUUCUGAACUCACCAAUAACAGGUCAGGUGUAAAUAGUUUGGUGAUUAUUCAUUGGAGUUUUAAGAAUAUGGAACAGCAUACAUACCUCAGCUUUAUUUGAGAAGGAUUACUGCAAAUUCUUCAGGUUUGUAAUGCUUAACAGCAUUGAUGGACUUUAAUCCACGGAAUUAAGAACAUAAAAAUCACUGUCGUUAUCAUGGUAAAUGCCGAGCACUGCUGCUGCGAUGCUGAGUUAAAGAUGAUUAUGUGUAUUUUCUACUGGUUGUGAUGGUACAAAGUCCUUUGCACUUCCCUCUGAGCAUGGGCAAACUUUGACUCCUCACAGCCCAGGUUAUUGGUAAUGCCCUGACCACUUCGUAAAACUUGACAUGCUUUUCAAAUUGUGACAUGAGGAACCUAACUGCCUUGAUUCAUGAUUCCCUCAAUGCUUGAUGGAACAUUUUAGAAAAUAAUAAAAAUUUUGUCAUGACAGAAAUAAAACUGGGUUUU
Molecule: messenger RNA, 3754 nt
Organism: Lampris incognitus (smalleye Pacific opah)
Lineage: Eukaryota; Metazoa; Chordata; Actinopteri; Lampriformes; Lampridae
Gene: pnpla8
Product: patatin-like phospholipase domain containing 8
Exons: 12
Coding region: 443-2857 (804 amino acids)
Biological process (GO): arachidonate metabolic process
Cellular component (GO): membrane
Source: RefSeq, a predicted model, not a curated record